Nilaparvata lugens (brown planthopper) is the source of this 3493-nucleotide messenger RNA. RefSeq lists its product as uncharacterized. Bases 124 to 993 code for a protein of 289 amino acids. NCBI's taxonomy places the organism in Eukaryota, Metazoa, Arthropoda, Insecta, Hemiptera, Delphacidae. The transcript is spliced from 5 exons. The record is from RefSeq and is a predicted model, not a curated record.
UCCAAUCAACCAUUUCGCCAUCCUUAUAUACAACAUUCUCUGAAUCCAACUAUCCGGCAUCAUAAAAGAAUUUGACAUCAUUUGCUUUUGUAUAUUUACAGCAGUGUUCAUCAAGAUUGAAGGAUGGGCGAUUUUUCUGAAAAAGAAGGGCUCCAGAGAGUCUCACCCAUGCAUCUAAGUCACUGUUGCUGUCAGAAAGUUGGGUUGACUUACUCAUCAAUUGUGGCGCAAAGCAACGACAAGCACGAGACCACUUCCUCAUGCACGACUAUCAACAACAUCCUUAUGGAGUCAUCACCAAAUACAACAGAAGGGCUCCAGAGAGUCUCACCCAUGCAUCUAAGUCACUGUUGCUGUCAGAAAGUUGGGUUGACUUACUCAUCAAUUGUGGCGCAAAGCAACGACAAGCACGACACCACUUCCUCAUGCACGACUAUCAACAACAUCCUUAUGGAGUCAUCACCAAAUACAACAGAAGUGCUCCAGAGAGUCUCACCCAUGCAUCUAAGUCACUGUUGCUGUCAGAAAGUUGGGUUGACUUCCUCUUCAAUUGUGGCGCAAAGCAACGACAAGCACGACACCACUUCCUCAUGCACGGCUAUCAACAACAUCCUUAUACAGUCAUCACCAAAUACAACAGGCAAUAAGGAAAACUCGGCCAAUCAAAUUCAAGGAAAUUCACCAGCUUCCAGAAAAAGAAAGUCAUCUCGAAGAAACUGCUGCCCCUACUGCAAAAGACUCAUUACGAACUUCGGUCGACAUCUUGUAGCAGUUCAUCGUGAUGAAGAAUCCGUGCAAGAAUAUCUCAAUAUAAGAGGAGAGAAUUUGAAAGAUAGAGCUCAUAAACGAGCUGAAAUUUCUAACAAACUACGAAAAGAAGGUAAUUAUAUGUAUAGUACUUCUCACAAGCAGUCUAUCAUACCAACAAAGAGGUUGUCAGUAGAUGAGCCGCAAACCAUUUCAAACAAUAAUACACAUGUGUGCUGUAAAUAAAUAAAUAAAUAUAAAAAAUAAAUUAUAAAACUUAUGUAUGAUGAAGAGCCGGCUUUGAAAUAUCGAUCUUUACAACAAGUAUGCACUUAUGUAAGUAACAUUGUGACCAAUAAGUUGGCCAUUUCAACCUCAGAUAAGGAGAAAAUUCGUAGAAAUUUUAUGAAAUGAGACCCAUUCCAUGCAGCAAUAAUUCCUAUAGUCCAUUCACGAUGGUUUGAGACGAGAUAAACAAACGCUGUGCAUGUGUGUGAGUGAGUCUGGGGUGGCUUCGUUUCAGCCACGACAUAAACAAGUCACAGCAAUGCCGAAAUCCCAAAUUUUGUCGUCGGGGAAACCCAAAUUAUGGCUGUAACCAAAGCAUUGACACAAAAACGUUCAUAAACGUUUUAUGAAACGUUUGUUCUGAACGAAUUUUAUGAACGUCUUGUGUCAAUGCUUUGGUUACAGCCAUAAUAAUUUCGGUUUCCCCGACGACAAAAUUUGGGAUUUCGGCAUUGCUGUGACUUGUUUAUGUCGUGGCUAAAACGAAGCCACCCCAGACUCACUCGCACACACACACACACACACACACACACACAGCGUUUGUUUAUCUCGUCUCAAGCCAUCGUGAAUAGAUUAUAGUUUUUUAUAAGUCUGUAAAGAUUUAACCGUGAUUAAAUGCCACAAAAACCAAUAAGAGAAACCUUUCUUUAAAAAAGAGCCUUCUCUGGUUGGUUCUUGUGGCAUUUAAUCACAGUUUUAACAUAACAAGAGUUACGGACAACUAGGGGUUGUUUUAACAAUAUUUUAAACAUAAAAAUGUUAUGCAUCCAGACAAAUAAGACACUGACAAACUAAUAAUCAAUAAAUUGUCACAUUAAAGCUCUUAUUUUCGUGUCGAAAACAUUGAUUGAGCAUUGCCAUAAUGUUUUUUCAAAUCUCUCUUAUAUUAUUUCUAGUUUCUUAGUUAUUUUAUGGAAAUAUAUAACCAUACUAUUUCACAUAUUACAAUUUACAAUUAAAGCAUAACAAUGUAAACCAUAUGACAAUUUUCAACAUAAUUCUAUUUGAGUUUUGUAUUGAGAGAUUGAUGUAAUAUUUUGUGACAUUUAUGUGUGUGUCUUUAUGGUAGAUUUCAUAUUCAGAACAUGUAUUCAGAAAUCCAUUGACAACAAUAAGGUGUAUGUGAUUUUUUCAAAUUGCUAGCUUUUGUUCAAAUGUAGAAUUUUGAGUUGGAGCUUCAUACUUUUAUAAUUAGUUCAUAAGAAACAAAAUGUUCUUUUAAAUUUUGAUUGAAUUCAAAUGUACGAAUUAAUGAACUUGAAGUUCUACUACCAUAUUUUUGUACUGGUGUUUCAAACUUUAUUGUAACCAAAGAUAUGAGUUUCUUCCAAGAAGUAACCUUCAUUUUCAAGCUUUAUCUCAUUUACUGUAACUUUCUAGUCUGGCCAAGCAAAGAAGGCGCUCUGGCAAGAUGGAAAAAUGACUCCAGAUCAGUCAAUAUAGGUUCAAAAAUUAUAAAUUUCGUUUCAAAUUUUAAUGAACAAUUUGUGAUUAAAUUAGUAAUUUUUGAACUUGUAUUGACCAAGCUGGAGUUGUUUUCCUUUCUUGCCAGAGUGCCUUCUUUGCUCAACCUGACUAUAUCUUUAGAUUUAAAAAUAUUUCACUUGCAAAUAAUAUGAUAGAACAACCUAUUCAAACAACUUUAUUUGAAUGUUGUAGGUCUAUUAAGACAAGAGUUUUACUCAAGUUCCAAGAAUGUAUAUAUUUGAUUUUAUAUUCAGAUCAUGUAUUCAUAAAUUCAGAUUUGGAUCUGACAACUUUGCUAACUGUUAUAUUGCUUACUUUGAUUUUUUGGUUUCAAAUUUUUAUAACAUUGAAUUUUGUGUAGGCACUUCAUACUUUUAUAAUUAGUACAUAAGAAAAAAACAUGUUUUCAAAAAUAUUGAUUGAAUUGAAAUUUUGUAUGAAUUUAUGAACAAUAAAUAAAUAUACAAUUCUCAAAAUAAAUCUUUUCUUUCAAUGUUAGUUCCAAAAAGUAUUUUUCCGAAUUUGGUUGAAAUAAUUCUGUUGAAGCAUUAUUGAAGAAUAACUAUUGUCUAUUGAGUUUGAGAAUAGCGUAAAUUAGUUUUUCUAACAUAAAUAAAUAAUUUGCAUAUCUGCAGUUUAAAAGCAGGAAGGUAGUGUACGCUUAAACUUCUGUUGAUAUAAUUUUCAUUGCAAUUCUCUUCAUAGGGUUGGUUUCUGCAAUAAAGUUGAUCUGAAUUUCAGUUUAAAUCAUCAGCUGGCUCCCCUAACCAUUGAAACACAUGAUGAUAAAAAUAUUAAUUUGACCGUACACUAGCAGCUGAUAGUUUGAAUUAAAAAUUCAGGUGAACUUUUUUGGAGAAUCCUACCCUUACUAGUGAGUUUAUGACAGUUGACCAGUCAAGGAUGGAUAAGAAAGAAGUAAACAUCUGUUUACAAGGAUUAAAUAGUAGUUUAUGCAACGGUUGUAUAAUGAGAGCCUUUAACCCACGAG